AUGGUAGCCAUUUUAAUCUUAGGAGCCGCAUUUGUUGGCUUGAUUGGGUACUUUUAUUACUUUUUUGUAAUAAAGCCCGAUAGUGCUUACAAGGGUGCACUUGAAAAGGCCCAACACACUCUCAAGAGCGAACAGUCUCAAAAGGACAAGGCUGCUGCCACCACCAAGAAGGCAACUUCAUCCAACAACACCCCCAACAAAUCAAAGAAGACUGCUGCUGACAAAAAGAAGGUUGAACAACCAAAGAAGGCUGAAGAGCCAAAGAAGGUUGAAGAGGUCAAGAAGGCUGUUGAACAACCAAAGAAGGUUGAAGAAGUCAAGAAGGUCGAACAAGUCAAACAACCAGUAGUUGUUGCUCCAGUCAUUUCAAAGAAGGCUGCCAAGAAGGCCAAGAAAGCUGAAGAGGUCAAGAAGGUUGUUGAAGAGCCAAAGAAGGUCGAAGAGGUCAAAAAGGUUGAACCAGUCGUCGCUGCUGUCGCUGCUCCAAAGAAGGUUGAACCAGUCGUCGCUCCAAAGAAGGCUGAAAAGAAGGCUGCUGUUGAACCAGUCGCUGCUCCAAAGAAGGCUGCCGCUGCUGCCGUUGUUGCUCCAGUCGUCGUCGCCACUACCCCAGUUGUUGCCACUGAAAACAAGAAAGAAGGUAAACCAUUUUCAACAUCAAAUAAAAAGGAUUCAUUGAUUGUUAAUUUGGAUGCACCAGCCAAGAAAUUAAACCCAGCUGCUGUUGACAAGGCUGAUUUGAACGGACCAGGAUGGGAGGUCGUCAAGCACGCCCCAACCGAAUUGGAAAAGUUGUCAAACAUCAAGAGCAAGCUCCAAGCUGCCGAGAUUGCAUUGGAAAAGGAGCGUGAAGACAACAAGAUCAAGUUUAACCUCCAACAAGACACAAUCAACAAUGUUCAAUUGCAAAAGGAGAUUUCCGAGGGACGUUUGGCCGAGCGUAUCAAGAUACUCGAACGUCAAAUCGAAUCUGGCAAGACUGGUAACGUCGCCAACUCGCUCAACCAAUACAACUACACCAACAACAAUGCCCAAGUCAAUCUUGCCUCACAAAAGGCCAUCGAUGCACUCAACCAAACCGUCGAGUCGCAAAAGAACGACAUUGCCACCGCCCAAUCCAUCAUUGAGGCCCAAAAGAGAGACCUAUCCAACACACAGACCGACCUCAUCAAGACUCAAGGCGACCUCUCCAAGGUGCACAACGAGCGUGAGACUGUCAUCAAGCAAAGCGCCUCAUUGAACGAAAAGUUUGUUGCCCUCCAAGUGCAACACAAGGACUUGAGCCAAUUGUUUGCCGACGCUCAACAAGAACGUGAAAAGUUGGUACAACGUAUCAAGACUAUCGAAGAGGAAGAACGUACCAUGGACAAGAUCACCGAGAACCAAUUGGCCGAGAAGAACUUCCAAAUUGAAAAGUUGCAAGACCAACUCGAAGCCAUCGCCGAACAAAACAAAAAGAUUGUCGACGAUAUUGCCGCCCAACUCCAAGCUGCCAACCAAAAGAACCAAGAUCUUACCUCUUCAUCUUCAACCGUCAAUGAUCAAAUCACCGAUCUCAAGUCUCAAUUGGAUGCCAAGAAUGCUGAAUUGACUCAAAAGGAUGAGCAACUCGCUGCCUCUUCUACCGCUGUCAACUCUCAAAUCACCGAUCUCAAGGCUCAAUUGGACGCCAAGAAUGUUGAAUUGACUCAAAAGAAUGAGCAACUCGCUACCUCUUCAUCUACUGUCAAUGAUCAAAUCACCGACCUCAAGUCUCAAUUGGACGCCAAGACUGCUGAAUUGACUCAAAAGGAUGAGCAACUCGCUGCCUCUUCUACCGCUGUCAACUCUCAAAUCACCGACCUCAAGGCUCAAUUGGAUGCCAAGAAUGUCGAGUUGGAUACCAAGAACAAGGACGUCCAAGCCGAACAAGCCAAGGCCACCGACUUGCAAUCGACCAUUGAAAAAUUGAACCAACAAAUCAGCCAAUCACAAUCAACCUCUUCUGAAUCACAAGAACAAGUCAACCAACUCAACACCCAAUUGGCUGAAAAGGAACAAACGAUCAAAAAUAACGAAAAUGAACUCAAGUCCUUGAACGAGCAAAUCAAGAACAAGGACGAACAACUCGCAUCAACUUUAUCCCUCCAAUCGCAACUCGAUGCUGCCAACGAACAGAUCAAGAGCAAGGAUGAAGCAAUCAAAAAUAAGGACCAAGAAUUGAACCAAAAGAAUGAGCAACUCGCUGCUUCCUCAUCUACCGUCAAUGACCAAAUCACCGACCUCAAGUCUCAAUUGGACGCCAAGAAUGCUGAAUUGACUCAAAAGGAUGAGCAACUCGCUGCCUCUUCUACUGCCGUCAACUCUCAAAUCACAGACCUCAAGAGCCAAUUGGAUGCCAAGAACGUAGAGUUGGACACCAAGAGCAAGGACGAACAAGCCAAGCAAGAACAACUCGAAAAAUUGACUGCAGAAUCGCAAACUGCUGCCACCAAAUCACAAGCCGACCAAGAAGAACUCCAAAAGCAACUCAAUGACAAGGCACAAGAAUUAAACAACAAGAAUGAACAAUUAAAUAACAAGGAAUCUGACAUUAAACAAAAAGACCAACACAUCAAAGAUCUCGAGAAAAAGAUUGACGAAUUACAACAACCACCACAACCUGUAAGAUUAAAUAACACCAAUGGCUCUGACGACAUCCAAGACCUCCAAGACAGACUCGAUGCCGAGAAGGCUAGAUUUGGGGUCAUCAAUAUCCAAUUGGAAAAGGCUCUCAAGGACAGUGAAACCGCUGAUAAUGAAUCCAAAAAAUUACAAGUUUCUGUUGCUGAAUUAAAGCUCCAAAACGAACAACUCGUCAAGGACAAGGCUGACGCCGACAAGAAAUUAGCUGACACUGACAAGAAAUUAGAUGUCACCCAAAAACUCUUGAAACACUUUAGAGAAAGCUCAAAUAAUACUUCUUCAAAUUCAACAAAGGCCGAAUAA
Messenger RNA from Cavenderia fasciculata, 2967 nucleotides. It is a transcript of the gene zipA, whose product is annotated as zipper-like domain-containing protein. The transcript is spliced from 2 exons. The record is from RefSeq and is a predicted model, not a curated record. NCBI's taxonomy places the organism in Eukaryota, Evosea, Eumycetozoa, Acytosteliales, Cavenderiaceae. The coding region runs from base 1 to 2967 and encodes 988 amino acids.